AUGCGAGGGGUGUCGAUGCUGUUGCUCGAGAAGGAUUCUAUGCCAGGGAUCACGACCAAGAGGAUGGACUGCCAGGGCGUCUGGCCCAGCGGCACGACUUAUGUAGAGUUCGAUCAGGUCAAAGUUCCCGUGGCCAACUUGAUCGGCAAGGAAAACGAGGGCUUCGGUGUCAUCAUGAAGAACUUCAACCAUGAGCGCUGGGGCUUCGUGGUUCAGGCGACUCGCUUUAGCCGCGUGCUCCUGGAAGACUCCUGGAACUUUGCAAACAAGCGAAGCACCUUUGGGAAGAAGCUCGUGGAGCACCCGGUGAUACGCUGGAAGUUGGCCGAGAUGACCCGUCAGGUAGAGGGAAUCCACCACUGGCUGGAGAACAUGACUUUCCAGCUCUGCCAGAUGCCCAAGGACCAAGCGAUGACCACGCUGGGCGGACCCAUCGCGCUGAUGAAGGCACACUCCUCGAAGAUCUUCGAGUACUGCGCACGCGAGGCGCGGCAAAUCUUCGGGGGCAAUGCCUACACGCGGAGCGGUCUCGGAGAGAGAGCCGAGCGACUGUACCGCGACGUCGGCGCCUACGCCAUCCCCGGGGGCAGCGAGGAGAUUUUGCUGGACCUGGCCAUCCGCCAGGAGCGCUCCUCCGGAAAGCGCCGCGAGCUCCGACGGUCGUCCGCCUCCACGGAGCGGAGCCGGGCGGAGCCUCCGGGCCCAGAUUUCCUCAGACGUGUCCAAGAAGGAAUAAAGCUUCACGCGAAAGCGGCAGCCGCGACAGCCGCGACAGCCUGGAGCCUGCAUGAGUACUGGAAGCAGCAGCUGGGAGCGGCGCAAGGCAGCGAUCGUUCGGCUUCGCCCGCGGCGGCUUCGCCCGCGGCGAAAGAGCUCUCGAAUGUCGGGCGGGAGGAAGCGGUCGAACGAAGACUCUCCGAGGGCCUCCAGGACUUCACCGACUCCAUCGUCCAGAGCAUCGAAGGACUGAGCUCCAAGCUGGUCUUCGAAGUCCCGGCGCGACCUGGGCCCCAGCCCAAGCCGCGAACUCAGAGCGACCAGCCGCGGACCACGGAGUUUCAUUCCGCCAACCUCAACUUAGGACGACUGCGUCUGAGAGAAGCGUGCGCUUCGCUCCGGAGCCGUCGCUGCCUUUUUUUGCUUUGUCUGCCGAUGGCCAUGGCCAUGGCGAUACUUCGGCGCAUGCCGCUCCCGGGCUGA
This is a messenger RNA of Symbiodinium sp. CCMP2592, 1200 nucleotides long. Lineage: Eukaryota; Dinophyceae; Suessiales; Symbiodiniaceae. The record is from the annotation of a GenBank genome assembly.